CAGCAACAAUGGCUUUCCAUGUGGAGGGGCUGAUAGCUAUCAUUGUAUUCUACCUUCUAAUAUUGCUGGUUGGAAUAUGGGCUGCAUGGAGAACCAAAAACAGCGGCAAUGCAGAAGAACGCAGUGAAGCCAUAAUAGUUGGUGGCCGAGAUAUUGGUUUGCUCGUGGGUGGAUUUACUAUGACAGCCACCUGGGUUGGAGGAGGUUACAUCAAUGGGACGGCUGAAGCAGUGUAUGUACCAGAUUAUGGUCUGGCUUGGGCUCAGGCACCAAUUGGAUAUUCUCUUAGUCUUGUUCUAGGUGGUCUGUUCUUUGCAAAACCUAUGCGCUCCAAAGGCUAUGUGACAAUGCUGGACCCGUUUCAGCAGAUCUAUGGAAAACGCAUGGGCGGUCUCCUAUUCAUCCCAGCUCUGAUGGGAGAGAUGUUCUGGGCUGCAGCAAUUUUCUCUGCCUUAGGAGCCACCAUCAGUGUGAUCAUCGAUGUGGACGUGCACGUUUCUGUCAUCGUCUCGGCGCUCAUUGCCAUUCUGUACACCCUGGUGGGCGGGGUCUAUGCUGUGGCCUACACCGAUGUGGUUCAGCUCUUUUGCAUUUUUAUAGGACUGUGGAUCAGUGUGCCGUUUGCAUUGUCACAUCCUGCAGUUACUGACAUUGGCUUCACGGCUGUACAUGUCAAAUACCAGGAGCCUUGGCUGGGAACCGUUGAACCAUUUGAAGUCUACACGUGGCUUGAUAGCUUUCUGUUAUUGAUUCUGGGUGGAAUCCCGUGGCAAGCCUAUUUCCAGAGGGUUCUGUCUUCAUCCUCAGCUACUUAUGCUCAAGUGCUUUCCUUCCUGGCAGCUUUCGGGUGCCUGGUGAUGGCCCUACCAGCCAUUCUCAUCGGAGCCAUUGGGGCAUCAACAGACUGGAACCAGACUGCGUACGGGUUUCCAGAUCCCAAGGGAAAGGAAGAAGCAGACAUGAUCUUACCGAUUGUGCUGCAGCACCUCUGCCCCGUGUACAUCUCGUUCUUCGGUCUCGGCGCAGUUUCCGCUGCUGUUAUGUCCUCAGCAGACUCUUCCAUCUUAUCAGCAAGUUCAAUGUUUGCUCGGAACAUCUACCAGCUUUCAUUCAGACAAAAUGCAUCUGACAAGGAAAUCGUUUGGGUCAUGAGAAUCACUGUCCUAGUGUUCGGAGCGUCUGCGACGGCCAUGGCCUUGCUAACCAAGACCGUGUACGGGCUGUGGUACCUCAGUUCGGACCUUGUCUACAUUAUCAUCUUCCCACAGCUGCUCUGUGUGCUCUUCGUCAAGGGAACCAACACCUACGGGGCCGUGGCAGGUUAUAUUUCGGGCCUUUUUCUGAGGAUAACUGGAGGGGAACCAUAUCUAUACCUGCAGCCCUUGAUCUUUUACCCUGGGUAUUACUCUGAUAAGAAUGGUAUAUAUAAUCAGAGAUUCCCAUUUAAAACAUUCGCGAUGGUUAGUGCCUUCUUAGCCAACAUUUGCAUCUCUUAUCUAGCCAAGUACCUAUUUGAAAGUGGAACCUUGCCACCAAAAUUAGAUGUGUUUGAUGCGGUUGUUGCAAAACACAGUGAAGAAAAUAUGGAUAAGACAAUUCUGGUCAAAAAUGAAAACAUUAAAUUAAAUGAACUUGCGCCGGUGAAGCCUCGGCAGAGCCUAACUCUCAGCUCAACGUUCACCAAUAGAGAGGCCCUCCUUGACAUUGAUUCCAGUCCAGAAGGGUCUGGGACUGAAGAUAACUUGCAAUGACCCCAAAUAAAAUACUACUUUCUCAAACAGAGCAUUAUCCUAGGGUAGUCCUGGAAAGAAGGUUUGCAUCAUAUAUGUACAUACGUGUAUUUAAAAAAUAAACAUGGUUCUGGCAUAUAAAAAUCUACAUAAAGUGCCAAUGCAUCCAUAUCAGUCAAGCUAGAAGGAACCGCCGAUAAAAGCAAUUACUUCCUUUCUUAGCCAUGGUCCUUUUGAGUUUUAUGGUAGUUUCAUAAGUUUUCAUGGAUGAAAAAUAAAGCUUCCCUUCAAAGAAUCUGUGCCAAACAGAAUACUUACAUUUAUUAUGUACAAGGGAAGUCGAUGUGUAAUAGCAUAAGAAAAGGGGCAUUUAAUAGUCUUGAUCAAGUCUACUUUAAUUACUGCACCAAGACAAUGAUAAGAACUUGUUGUCUAUGAAUGGUGCAAUAAGACAACCAGUGGGUUUUUCCUCACCUGAUGAUUAACUCCUUCUUUCAAGAUCGGAACUACUACUACAUGUGCUGAAUAUGUAAUUUGUUAUUCUUUUAGUGGUGAUGUGUGUUCUUUUGCGCACAGACAACACAAAAUUACAUAAAAAUUCGUGAACAAUAAUGCUUCUUUGUGUGCAAGCAGAUAGGAAAGUGGAAUACAUCUUUGCAGAGAAGCCCUGAGCUUCUUUGCGUACAUGUACAACUAUACACAGAGAAUGUCUGCAGCAGAGAGGAUGAGUAGGCAACUUUAAAGCAAUAAAUCAGGAUGGCCAUUAAGCAGAAAGCUAAGGUCUAACAGUCUAUUUUUAUCUUCAUCUGAAGUAUAUAAAGUCUUCCAUCAUGAGGAAAAUAAUGGGUAUCUAAGCUUACUAUCUAAAUUACCAUUGGAAGUAAAAUGGAGCCAUAUGUAAGGCUAUGUAACAUCAAUUAAGGUUAAAGGGAGAGACAAAAUGAUAAAUUAAAAUGUUUUCCACUGAAUAUUGAGUGAUAGAAAUUCCCAUAGUACAUCUCCUAAUAAUAAAAUUAGAGAGGCAAAACCCACUCAUGUUUGGAUAUUCAGGAAGAGGGGGGGUUGAGUAUUGAGGGGAUCUACUCUGUGGUACUUUGUGCAUUUUUUUCACAUGAACUUGUCUUAGGGAUUAGACAAAUCACUACAAAAGUACAUGGUGAAUUUUAAAUGCUGAUGAAAGCAGAACGUGAAAAUAAAUCCUACAGGAGAGAAGCCAUCAAUUUCACAUUUGCUGUCGACAGAACUUCAAGAGUUUUGUCAUUAUGUAUUAUUUUGCUCCUUUUAUGGAGUUUCAAAGAUAUAUAUUUAUAUGAGAAACGCAUACAUCUACACACAAUGAUUUGUAUUCAUUUUAGAAUGUUAAAUAUUUUCCUACCAGUCACAUUGUAGAAAUAAUUGGAUCUACAAAAGCAAAAUGAACCUAUGAGUUGAAAAAUUAUCUAAGAAUGCCAUCCAAUUUAAAAUUAAAAAAAAGAAAUCUAGGCUGAAUUGUUCAAGCUAAAGCAGUUUUCAGAAAAAACAUUUUUGUAUGAUGCAUAGUUAACUCCAUGUUGUCCAUUAAAUAUUAAAUGGUAUGUUCUUGAUGCAAAAAAUUAUUUUCUUAAAUUUUAAUUGGAAUUAUGUCAAAACCUCACAACUUUAUCUCCUUUCCUUAGUAAACAUGAAACAAAUUUUCAGGAGAGUAUUUUCAGAGUGAAACUUUUGCAUGUUGUAUUGUCCGGCAUUUUCAAUGCUUGAUUAAAAGUUAAGGAUGAAUAUGAUCUAUGUAUUAAACAUUGCAUAUACCUAAAUGAAAAGAGAGUUCUUUUCACUUAUCUAUUUGCUCCUCACCUGCUCCAUGCUCAGUACCCUAUGGAGUACUUGGAAGGAGUGGAUUUCUGGAACCAGUAAGUGUUGAUAUCUCAAGACAGGGACUGAGAAAAGAGCCAGAGGCAAAAAUAAGCUAGAAAAGUGAUACAUUAAAGCUUUUGAUGUGCAAGAGUAAUUAGAGGGCAGAGAUUGAAUUUCCUGACAAACAACAUUCAGAUGCGCUAGCUUCUAGGCUCUCACUAAAUAGUGAUGUUUAGCCCCUCCAUCAUCACGAGGUUUGUUUCACGCUUGGAGGCCCUGCGUCCAUGGAAACAUGUCACUCCUUAGAAGAGACUACCCCAAAAAGAAACCUGGACUCUUUACAGACAUUAUACAUUCAAUUUGGUUACGCAUCAAUUUUCCAAACAAAUAUAUAUCAUAUAAAAUAGAACAACUGAAAAUAAUAAACAUUAAUGGUGAACUUUUCUUCCAUUUCAGUCAUUUAGUAUAAUAUAAAGAUAUAGAAAAGUUUGUGUACUAUAAAAUAUUAAUAACUGGAUAAUAUAAAUAAUCUAAACAAUAAAAGUUAUAUUUUUAUCUAAUCUACUUUCUCAUCCCUACUCUCAAACUAGAUAUAUUGAAAAAACUAGCUUAGUGAAAAUCCACUAACAGGUGUGCUAAAUAUUAGGACAAUUGUUUUAAGUACCCCCACAUCCCCGAAAAGAAAAAGAUGAAAUGGAAUGAGCCGUGAACAUAUGAGUCUGUAUGUUUUAUGCACACAAUGCUCCCCAGUUUCCAAGAAAGGAAUGAGUUGUAAAACAUGAGAGGUGAUGCUUUCCACUCACGAACCCAAACUCGUUGCUACUGAGUCAAUUCCUACUCAGGGCACCUCACCCCUCCGCUUUAUUCUGCCAGGUGGCUUUUCAUCUGCCAGUUUAGUACAGCGGACCUGCUUGUUCAAAUGACGUUUCAAUUAAAAUAAACAGCAAUGUUUCAAACACCGGCUACGUUCUCCACUGGAGAUAUUACUUGUAGAUAAAGCAUUGGAAUAAAACAUAUGUUUAUUUUCAUACUUUUGUAACAUGUGUUUUGGGUAAUCUUAAUUUUAAUUUUUUUGCCACAUAGUCUUCAAAAUAUGAAGCUUGUAGCUAGACUGAAAUAUCAACAAUGAACUUUCAAACAUUCAGUGUCCAAAUCUAACUUCAUUGCUAUUCUUAUAAGUAAUGAAUUUUAUGUGAAUAUAAAAUGGAUGUAAACUUUAAAGAAGUGCUUCUAGUUUCAUGGACGUUGUCUCGUUUCAUGUGAAAGUGAUGACUUAGCAUUGUAUUUCAAAUGUGCUUUAGUAUAAUGUAUAAUUUAUUCCCAGUUUGCUACUGAACACAGAUACAUAUAAUUAUUCUAAAACAUAUAUUUUUGUCUGUUAAAAUGUUAUAUCAAAAUAUGCUUAAAAUAAGUAGAUUUGCAACUAUAUAUAAAUAUAUAUAUAUGUAAAUGUUUCCAAGGUAAUGGUGUUGAAUUAAAUUGUGCUGGUGCAAC
Echinops telfairi (small Madagascar hedgehog) is the source of this 5054-nucleotide messenger RNA. It is a transcript of the gene SLC5A7, whose product is annotated as solute carrier family 5 member 7. Lineage: Eukaryota; Metazoa; Chordata; Mammalia; Afrosoricida; Tenrecidae. The transcript is spliced from 8 exons. The record is from RefSeq and is a predicted model, not a curated record. Gene Ontology annotation, biological process: acetylcholine biosynthetic process; transmembrane transport; choline transport. Gene Ontology annotation, molecular function: choline:sodium symporter activity. Gene Ontology annotation, cellular component: plasma membrane; synapse; axon. The coding region runs from base 9 to 1751 and encodes 580 amino acids.